CCAAAAAGCUUGAGAAGCAGAGUGCUAUAGCAGAAGAAAGAAACAGAAAAAGUUUAUCAGAGGAGAAGAAGAAGAAUGGAAGCAAUAGAAACGAGUGAUGAAUCUUUGAGAGGGCAAGUAGAAAUAUGGCAACACAUGUUUAGUUUUGCAGAUUCAAUGGCAUUAAAGUGUGCGGUUGAACUCCGUAUUGCCGACAUUAUAAACACUCACUGUGGCCCUAUCACCUUGUCCCAAUUAGCUUCAUCGAUUGGCUCACCCUUCCCAGGCAUCUCUUACCUCUCACGCAUCAUGAGAUUGCUUGUCCGCAAGAAAAUCUUCGCUGCAUAUCAUGAUUCAAACGGUAAUGGAGAGACCCUUUACGGGUUAACCCACUCAUCCAGAUGGCUUUUACGUGACUCCGAGCUAAGCCUAGCACCAAUGAUAUUAAUGGAGAAUCAUCCAUUGCUAAUGGCUCCCUGGCACUGUUUUAGCCAAUGUGUGAAAGAAGGUGGUAUCGCUUUCAAGAUAGCUCAUGGCAAAGAGAUCUGGGACUUCGCUUUACAGAAUCCUGAAUUUAACAAAUUGUUCAACGAUGGAUUGGCAUGUACGUCAAAGAUCAUUGCCAGAGCAAUCAUAUCAGGAUACAAAGAUGGAUUUAGUAGUAUUAAUGGAUCGUUAGUGGACGUAGGAGGCGGUACCGGAGAACUUAUUAAUGAGAUUGUGAAAUCGUAUCCACAUAUUAGAGGAAUUAACUUUGAUUUGCCUCAUGUUGUUUCCACAGCACCCAAGUUUGAUGGUAUCUCUCAUGUUGACGGUGACAUGUUUCAAGCCAUUCCUAAAGCCGAUGCUGCUAUAAUGAAGUUUGUAUUGCAUGAUUGGAGCGAUGAAGAUUGUGUGAAGAUUUUGAGAAAUUGCCGAAACGCAAUUCCAGAGAAAACAGGAAAAGUUUUAAUUACUGAAGUUAUUGUAAAACCUGAUGGCAAUGACCUGUCUGAUGACACGGGUUUGGAUUUUGAUUUACUGAUGAUAGCUCACAGCACAGGUGGAAAAGAGAGGACUGAGGUUGAAUGGAAGAAGAUAUUAGAGGAAGCAGGAUUCCCUCAAUAUAAUAUUAUCAAUAUUCCGGCAAUACCAUUCAUUAUUGAAGCAUUCCCUCAGUAAAUGAAAUGAAACGCAGAUGGUGUUGUUAGUGUAAAAUUAAUUAAUUAUUUUCUUAAUUAGGUGUGGGUUUGCUUAAUAACUUAUCUCUAGCUAUUGUCAUGUGUAUUU
Messenger RNA from Pistacia vera, 1248 nucleotides. RefSeq names its product (R,S)-reticuline 7-O-methyltransferase-like. Gene Ontology annotation, biological process: methylation. The transcript has 3 exons. Gene Ontology annotation, molecular function: O-methyltransferase activity; S-adenosylmethionine-dependent methyltransferase activity; protein dimerization activity. Lineage: Eukaryota; Viridiplantae; Streptophyta; Magnoliopsida; Sapindales; Anacardiaceae. The coding region runs from base 76 to 1140 and encodes 354 amino acids. The record is from RefSeq and is a predicted model, not a curated record.